CUUACACCCCCCUCCCACACGACAUCAGAAGAGUUCGAGAUCGACGUACGUCUACGUACCACUGAAUGGAAAGGUUCAAAAUCGAAAGAUCAAAAUAGAUCGUAAAUUUUGUGGACAGCAACUUCAAACUUGUUCUGUUGUGAUAAUUAAAUCAACUCUAGACCUAGUCGUAGUGAAUAAUUCUUUUCGGUUUUGCAAUACUGACUUCACCGUGAUGUCUAAAUGGAUAGAUUGGACCCUUGUUUUGUUUUGUUUCGUUCUACUUUCUAAUUACAUUGCCCAGACGGAUGCACUGCUAAAACGAUGCUAUCAAUGCCGAUCGCGGGGCGAGCUCGGAAGUUGUAAGGAUGCGUUCACUUUCAAUGCGACGCAGGUCGAAACCGAGCACGGAGUGACGGCCGUGCCGUGCGCUUCCGGCUGGUGCGGAAAGGUAAUCGAAGGACAGGGCUCUUUCCGAGAGGAUGACUACGAUAUGGCCACCCAGCGGAUGUGUGUCCAACGGGGUCCGUCGGAUUCGGAGGACCGCUGCGCCUACACGGUGUACAAUUACAAAAAAGUUUACAUGUGCUUCUGCCAAGGAGAUCUUUGUAAUGGUGCUACUACCAUCGGAGGACGGAAUGUUGGUUUGAGCAUACUGACGCUGAUAACUGCCCUUAUCUCAUGGUUUGGAUAUUGCUGAUUCAACCGUAUUAUGCGAAUUGAAUGAAUGGACCGGUAUGGAACAACGUUUUGGACAACAUGUUAAUUCAUUAGGUUAUAUUUAUUUGAUGUUGUAAUCGUUUGGUUGAAAACUAGUAGCAGUACCUGCUGCUGCUCUGAACGUCAAGGUGAAUGUGUAAGUAGCAAAUUGAAUGCAAAUAUGAAAUUUAUGUUUUUGAGACAA
Sabethes cyaneus is the source of this 883-nucleotide messenger RNA. RefSeq lists its product as uncharacterized. Bases 215 to 679 code for a protein of 154 amino acids. Gene Ontology annotation, biological process: regulation of synaptic transmission, cholinergic; sleep; positive regulation of voltage-gated potassium channel activity. Lineage: Eukaryota; Metazoa; Arthropoda; Insecta; Diptera; Culicidae. The transcript has 3 exons. The record is from RefSeq and is a predicted model, not a curated record.